AUGGACAAGGACUGGCACCACGUCUGGAACAACUCAAAAGUGCGCCACGACAUGCUUCGCGAACUCAUGCUCCUCAAGCGCCGCGGUCACGCUUCGCAGGCCCCCAAGGCUGACACGACCCCGAGGACGUACACAAGCACUGACUGGCUCGGCGACCUGAAGAACAGAGUCUUCACCCUCUUCCAGUUUGCUUUCGUUGCUCCUUUGGUCAUUGUCCAGACUCAUCCCGAGUUCAUUGCCGAUCGCAACAUCUUCGAGGACAGCGAGAAGAAGGCCAAGUUCCACAGCUGGCAAGUAAUCUGGUAGGCGAUAUCGCAGCCGAGUUUCCCUACCUGUGCAUCUGCGCUGUGCUCUUCUGGUG
Molecule: messenger RNA, 361 nt
Organism: Vanrija pseudolonga
Lineage: Eukaryota; Fungi; Basidiomycota; Tremellomycetes; Trichosporonales; Trichosporonaceae
Exons: 3
Coding region: 1-306 (101 amino acids)
Source: RefSeq, a predicted model, not a curated record